AGCACCUUCAAUGCUUUUUGACAAAGUCAAAUAUUGUCUCAUAGUGCGCGUUGGCCCAUAUAAGUGGCUUGGCCAAAUUCGAGUUGGCCAGACGUUAGCCAAUCGUGUCGUGAUGGCCAAGCAUUUGUUAUUCUUCGGGCUGGUGCUCAGCGCCUUGGGCUGCUUGGCGCUGGCCGAUCUGCGCGCCGAUCUGCGGGAUUUCAUGGCUCUGGUGCCGCGACGUCGCAUUGGCUAUAUAGCCGCACGCUACUAUAUAUUCGAUCCGCGGUUCCGCCAGGCCGUGGACUUUGUGCGCAGCGCGGAGUUCGCCCAGACCUGGCGGCAAAUGCGCAUGGCGCCCGACUUUGCCGAUCUGAUCGACUAUGUGACGGAGUACGGCUCGGGCUACGACGUGACCAGCGUGGUGGACAAGCUGCCCAAUCGACUGCGCGCCCUCCAGCUGUCGCGUGUCGUGCCCGUCGAGCUGAUGCUGCGCCGCGAUCUGACCACCUUUCUCCGCGAGGCCGUCCAGACCCUGCCCCGUGCCCAGUUCAACAGCCUGAUGACGCGCAAGGUGCGCGAGAGCGGCGACUUUGCCAAGCUCUACAGGGCGCUGCGCGACGACGAGUUCCGGCAGCUGGUGGAAACGGCUCGGCAUUCCAAGGACCUGCAGGCGCCACUGAACAAGCUGAGCCAAAAGCACAUCAAUGCGGACGAAAUCAUACAAAUCGUGUACGAGCUGAUAAGUUGGGGUCCGUCGGUUGCUCCGGGCAGCAAGUUAUAAUUAAGUAUUUAUGAAUUACCUUGAAGCGAACGACUCAUUAAAUAACCCAGAGCCCAACAAAACAUCGA
This is a messenger RNA of Drosophila arizonae, 831 nucleotides long. RefSeq lists its product as uncharacterized. Lineage: Eukaryota; Metazoa; Arthropoda; Insecta; Diptera; Drosophilidae. The record is from RefSeq and is a predicted model, not a curated record.